Molecule: messenger RNA, 3205 nt
Organism: Gambusia affinis (western mosquitofish)
Lineage: Eukaryota; Metazoa; Chordata; Actinopteri; Cyprinodontiformes; Poeciliidae
Product: myelin-associated glycoprotein
Exons: 17
Coding region: 205-3189 (994 amino acids)
Source: RefSeq, a predicted model, not a curated record
CCUGCUAUUCUUGGACCAACCCAAUUUACAAGGAAUCAUCUCAGGAAAACAACACGGAGACUUUGGAAAAGGAGUAAAUUGGAUAACGGGAGACGACUCGUUAAUAGAUUGGGUGGAAAGUGGACAGCUGCAGCUGAAGUAUGUGAGCAACAACAACAACUGACUCUGUUGAACUACGAAGUGGAUCGAUACGUUUAUUUCAAGAUGUUUUGGUUUAGACAUUUGCUCCUGCACUUCUGGUUUUUGGGAUGUCUUUACUCUGCAAUACAAGCUUGGCGCGUUGACAUGCCAAGACAUAUCAAAGGACUGUUGGGUUCCUGCCUCGUUAUCCCUUGUAGCUUUGACUACUAUUUGUAUCCGCCUAAAAGAGCAGACAGAGUUGUUUGGUACCAGUAUGUGAGCAGGGGAUAUCCUUUAGUUUAUGACAAGUGGUACCCUAAUAAUGUAAUUAGCAUGUAUAGAGGAAGAACCAACGUAUACACUUCUAAAUCUGAAAAAACAUGCACUCUAAAGAUUGAACGUGUGAACUGGAACGACCACAGACAAAAGCUUUAUCCUUGGGUGGAUCCAGAAAAUGUUGGGAGAAGCACAUACGCAUUCUAUGAAACAACUGUAACAAUUGAAGUAGUUGAACAGCCAGAGCCACCACAGAUUAUGAUCUUCGGUGAAAGAAAAGUUGGAAAUUCUGUAACGGUGCAAUGUUCUGCAAAACACACAUGCUCCACCCGUCCACCAACUCUUAGCCUCAACAUCGCAAUGACAGACAAAGUAGUUACCAACACUGAUCUAUCUGAUGGCACUUCUAAAACUACAUUAAAAGGCACUUUAGUCUUAGAGAGUGACCGUCAAUUUAUUGAGUGCACUGCCCAGCACCCAGGUGGUAAAGCAGCACGAACAUCUGAAACCUUAACUGCACAAUGCUCCAUUUUCCCACCGAGCAUCAGCUCUAUAUCAACUGAAUAUCUUGAAGGAGUUCCAAGCCAGGUAACAUGUGAAGCUUCAUACACUUGCUCCAAAGAUGCACCAGAAAUCACAUGGAACUACGCUAAUAUGCCAGUUACCACAAAUAUUAAAACCUCUGGGAGUUUGCAGAAAAGUGUUUCCACAUUGACAUUUACAGCAUCAGCUAAAGACGAUGGAAAAGAUCUGAUAAGUUCUGCAAAAUUUCCUGGUAGACAAACCCUGGAGAAGAGCAUGACCAUACGGGUAAAACGAAACAUGCUCAAUCUGGAUUGGUCUUUCACAACUCCAGGAAGCGUGACGGGAAUGAAAGGAUCAUGUGUCAUCAUUCCUUGCAAGUUUUCCUACAGCAAAGCCCAACCAGGUGGCCUCCAAGUUGUCUGGUACUUGUACCAAAGUAAUGGACGUGCAGACGUAUUCAACCAAAAACAAUCAAAUAUUUUAAGCAGAUAUAAAGGGAUUACACAUUUGACUGGCUCUGUGUCAGACAGCAAUUGUAGUCUUAAAAUAGACCGGCUGGAUAUGUCUCACAAUGAGGAUAAACUCUAUCCAUGGGUUGAUAUCAACCCAAUUACCUCCUACCACUCACAGGGACACUCAUUUUUGGAUAAAAGCACCAAAAUCAUGGUUUCAGACCAUGCACAAGAACCCCAAAUGAGCAUCAUUGAUGUUCCUAGGGUGGGAGAUCAAAGCAGGGUUACCUGUAAAGUGCAACAUACAUGUUCUUCUGCUCCUCCUGUCCUGUCUCUGAAUGGCAUUCCUGGAACAGACCGCACCAUCGACUCCUUGUUGUCAGACGGCAUUUGGGAAAGAACAAUAGAACGAACUUGGAAUGUAGAAGAAGACCACAAGAAGGUGGAGUGCACUGUGACCUAUAAGGGUGGCCAAAGUGCCAAAAGUGAGCUCCUCCUGGAUGUUGAAUGUCCAUUUGAAACAAUCAAAAUGGUUGAACCUCCAGGAGAGCUGACAGAGGGAGUGGCAAAGAGUGUAAUUUGUUCUGUGUCCUACAAGUGCAAGACAAAUACACCAAGAAUUGAGUGGAACUUUUCAGACAUGCUGUAUUUACAAAAGCACAAACAAAUAUCUAGUAAUAUGUAUACCAUGGAGUCCAAUCUUACGUUUAUUGGCUCCCUUGAAGACAAUGGAAAACCUCUGACCUGCACUGCACAUUUUGCUGCUGGAGAAACCUCAAACUCCUCACUUCUUGAGAUAAAAGAAUAUGUACCGGUUGAAGAAGAACUGAACGAGAAAGAUACUUUCCGUGUCCAGGUUGCUGACGUCCCUGUCAGAUUCAGUGCCUUGACUCGGUCCUGUGUGGUCAUCCCCUGCAGUUUCCAGGAUGACGAGGAUCAGCCCCUGACUCGUGGUAUCUGGUACAAAAAAACUGGGGGCAUGGUGUACCACAAUGCCCGCAGUAAUGUUUUGGACCACUUCAAGGAUCGGACCAAAAUUCUGGGAAACCUGAAUGAAGGAGACUGCUCUUUGGAGAUUGAUGAUAUAAAACCCUUUGACAACGGCCCUUUCUGUUUCUAUGGAGAGAAAGGAGCAAAGAAAUACAGAUUUCACAACAGCUGUGUUUUUAUUGUCAUGAAAGCUUCUCCAGAGAAACCAGUGAUGAGCUCAGUUCCAGCUCAAGUGGAUGCUGGUUCAACUGUAACUGUGUCCUGUUCUGUCAGUCACUCAUGUUCAUCACAUCCUCCAACGUUUUCAUGGAGUGUCCCUUCCAUCAACAAUGAGGUUUCAGACACGGCCAUAUCACGAGGUGUCUGGAAGACGACAUCCACCAUCACGUUUGUGGUUGCUGGAGGAGAUGGACUGAGAAACCUAAACUGUACUGCCACCUUCUGGCGUGGAAGGAAUCAAACCAGGACUUUCAAUUUAAUUGUAGAGGGAACUAUGAAGUACCAGAUGCAGAAAUCUAUCCCUGUGGUUAUUCCUGUCAUCAUCUUAGUGCUGAUCAUCUUUGCUGUGCUUGGCAUAUUCUUCUACAGGAAAAGACCAAGUAGAGUAACUGAAGUUGACCUAAAGAAAUUACAAUUUUCUCAUCACUAUUUUCAAGACGCCCAAACAACUCGGCUGACCUCAGAGUCAGUUAUCAACGUGAUGCAGAAGUGGUUUUCUGUGACAAACAAGUCAACAAACAGCGUUAUCCGUCACCAAAGAAUAACCAAAGACGACCUGCCCCGCCCACACCAGAGGAUUUUAAUUUGUACGGCAACAUUUGAAUAAACAGUCUGAGCAUCGA